This is a messenger RNA of Cucurbita pepo subsp. pepo (vegetable marrow), 927 nucleotides long. RefSeq names its product metalloendoproteinase 2-MMP-like. Gene Ontology annotation, molecular function: metalloendopeptidase activity; zinc ion binding. Lineage: Eukaryota; Viridiplantae; Streptophyta; Magnoliopsida; Cucurbitales; Cucurbitaceae. The record is from RefSeq and is a predicted model, not a curated record. Gene Ontology annotation, biological process: proteolysis; extracellular matrix organization; collagen catabolic process. Gene Ontology annotation, cellular component: extracellular matrix.
AUGGCAUGUGAAGGACUGUCGUUUAUCUUCACCUUCUCUGUUGUUCUUCUAGUUUCCCUCUUCCCUUUAAGAUCAUCUUCUCAUGGAUUGGUGUUUAUGAACAACCUUGAUGGAUGCAAGAAAGGGGAUAAAGUGGAAGGAAUUGGCCAAAUGAAGAAAUACCUUCAACGUUUUGGCUACUUGGAAGAUCAUGAUCAUGUUCAUUCUAAAUCUAAUGAUGAUGAGUUUGAUGAGCUCUUGGAGUCGGCCAUUAAAACUUACCAAAUCAACUACAAUCUCAAGGCCACCGGAGCUCUCGACGCCACGACAUUGGCUCAAAUGUCGAAACCUCGAUGCGGGGUUGCGGAUAUCAUCGAUGGCAAGAGUGGGAUGAAAUCAGGCAAUAAUAUGGUGAAUCAACAUAGAAAAAGUGGUCAUUUCCAUGAAGUUUCUCAUUUUACUUUCUUCAAAGGAAACCUUAAAUGGCCUAAUUCCAAGUCUCACCUCACUUAUGGAUUCCUCCCUGGAACUCCGUCGGGGGCGAUAGAUCCGGUGGGUCGAGCUUUUACGACAUGGGCUGCGAACACUCACUUCAGCUUCUCCCGAGCAUCUAGCUACAAAACUGCUGACAUCAAAAUAAGCUUUGAAAGGGGUGACCAUGGAGAUGGCUCUCCCUUUGACAAUGUUGGAGGAGUGUUAGCCCAUGCUUUUGCCCCUACAGAUGGGCGGUUACAUUUUGACGCGGUCGAGCGUUGGACCGAUGGGGCGGUUCCUAAUUCCUACGAUGUCGAGACGGUGGCGUUGCAUGAGAUCGGACACCUUCUCGGCCUUCAUCAUAGCUCGGUCGAAGGGGCUAUUAUGUGGCCAACCAUCAUGAGAGGAGCUACCAAGGGUUUGCAUGCCGAUGAUAUUGCAGGCAUCAAGGCUUUAUACAUUGCUACUUCUUGA